Molecule: messenger RNA, 1823 nt
Organism: Cucurbita pepo subsp. pepo (vegetable marrow)
Lineage: Eukaryota; Viridiplantae; Streptophyta; Magnoliopsida; Cucurbitales; Cucurbitaceae
Source: RefSeq, a predicted model, not a curated record
AAUUGCUCUUCUGCUUGACAGUUUAGCAGCUAUAGCAAGGAAAAGACCAGUUCAUUAUGGUAUCAUUCUAUCGGCACUGUUGGAAUUUGUUCCAAGUUUUGAGAUGGUAAAAGGGCGUCAUGCUGCCAGUAUCCAGUAUUCUAUAAGAUCUGCACUUUUGGGAUUCCUAAGGUGUCUGCAUCCAGCGUUUGUAGAGCUUGGUUUUCAGUCAAGAGACAGGUUGCUAAAGGCUUUAAGAGCUAUGAAUGCUGGAGAUGCUGCAGAUCAGGUAAUCAGGCAAGUGGACAAAAUGGUGAAGGCUGCAGAUCGAGCUUCACGUGAUGCUUUGCUGGGCAAGGAUGACCAAUCAUCAAAUCAGCAUAAUGCAUCAGUGGAUCUUACAAGAAAAAGACCUAGGCUUCUGGACGAUGAAGAACUUCCCAAUGGCCAUGAGGUUUCCAAGCAAGUUCGCUUAGGUCCAGAUUUUCACCCAAUUUCCACAGUGCGAAAAGAUGGUACUCGACAGAGUGCCAUCUCUAAUGGGACAUCCCAUGAUGUUCCUACAUUAGAUGUUGAAUCGACUCCUGCAGAGCAGAUGAUUGCAAUGAUUGGUGCCUUACUAGCUGAAGGGGAGCGAGGUGCAGAAUCACUUGAAAUUCUGAUUUCAAAUAUUCAUCCCGACUUGCUGUCUGAUAUUGUCAUAACUAACAUGAAGAACUUGCCCAAAGCCCCCCCUCCAACCACUAGGCAUGGGGACUUACCUGUAACUCAUCAAGUAAGUAGUCACGGACAAGUUCUGGCACCAUCAGCUCCAUUGAGUUCUGUGCAAACUUCAGUUUCUACUGCACAAGCUCCUUUUUCUUUGGCCACCUCCGCUGGUUCAACUUAUGCUGAGUCUGCUGUCAAUAGUCUCCCUGUUGACUCUAAACGCGAUCCAAGAAGGGAUCCCCGCCGCCUUGAUCCUCGCCGUGGAGGAGUAUCUUCUGCUUCUAGUGUGGAAGAGGCAAUUUCAAAUACAUCUGAUGUUGAUGGUUCCAUAUCUUUGGGAAAAUCUGCUUUGGUUCCUGUUUCUACGACAAUCGAGAAUUCUUCGGUAUUUUCUAUAUCUAAAACAAAAGUUGAAGAAAAAAUCAUUGAAACUCCAUUCCCGAUUGGAACAGAUCAACCAACCCCCAAAUCAAAAUCUCCUGAUAGAGCUGAGAAAGUUGACUCUAUAUUAGAGAUUGAUGCCCCUCUGGAUCCCUUUUCUACUGCUGUUGGAAAAGCUGAUGAUGAUUUAGUUGCAGUUAAUUUGGUCGAUGACUCGGCAACAAAGAGGGAUGAUACAUCGUCUUCUAUAGAAUACAAUCCGUAUUCUCCAUCAGUUACGAAUGCAGCUGCAUCUGAAGAUACCUGUGAGGAAUUGCCUCAGCUUCCUCCAUACGUUGACUUGACUCCAGAACAGCAAAUAAGUGUAAGAAAUUUGGCAGCUGAAAAGAUAUUUGAUUCGUGCAAGAAUUUAAAUGGGGCAGACUGCCAUCAGAAAUGCUCGGCAAUAAUUGCUCGAAUGGUUGCUCAGGUGGGGGCAAUGUCUGAUUGUUUAUUUAUUAUUUUUUUGGUUUUUCUCUUUAACAAGACAAACUUUGAUUACUAUCAAAAUUAUACUGUACAAUGAGAUUGGCGGAAUUGAAGUUCAGCCACGUUGUACAUAAGGUAAAUAACAGCUUUCCAGCUAGCUAUUAGUGUGAACAUAAGUAACUACUAAGGAAGAUGUAUUCUUCAAGUUUUUGUCCAGGAAGCCAAAGAGGCCCAAAGUGUAAUAUACGCUAUUAUUUAUUCACAUUCAUAUAAGUUUUGUUUGAUUC